CGCACCCUAAAGUGACCAUGAUUUAAAUUUGUCAACAUGAAUUUAGAGAGGUUUUACUCAGCUUUUUAAUAUAAAUUCAAUACAAACGUAAAUAAAAGACUUGAUUUGAUUGUAUUUUUACUGUAAAAAAAUUAUAUAAAUGACGAAAAUUGAAUUUCUGAAUUAUCACACUCAUCAAAUGUCAGAAGUUAAUUAUGUGAAAACAAAGUAAACACAUGUAAACAAAGUUUCAACGUAGAUUUAAUGAAGAAUCCACGCUUCAGGCAUUUAUUACAACAUUCUGCACAAUUUAAUUUAUACGAAUCGACGAGAGAAAAUUCUAUAGAAGAGAGCUGAAAAAUUGAAUACUAACAAAUCUAUUGUACAUCGACAAGGAAGUUUACAAUUGACAUUUAAUAUUUGUAUCUAUAAAAAAAAAAAGAAAAUAGGAAAAUGCAAUAAUUGUUACAAUAUAGGACAUUUAUAUUAUAAGUUUGCCAUCUCUUUCUUUGGAAAUGGACGUUGUUAGUCCUACUCCUCAAGAUCUACAGAGGAAACUUUACUUCCUAGUGGAACAGUUGCAGCACAUGGCCGGAGAGCUCCCACCAAAGUAUCAGAUGCGUCUGCCAUAUGAAUUGCUGUCCGGCUUGGCAAACUCGUUGUUGAACGACACCAUCUUCGAAAUAGUGAAGGGACUGAUGGAAAUACAGCAUGUGACUGAGAAGCAUCUCUUCCAACAACGGCUUCAACUUUUGAAUCAACAAAAGAUUGAAUCUCAAGAGGUAUUGUUGUCAACGACAGAUGAAGAGUUGCCAGCAAUAAAAGUGACUCUUCAAAAGAAGCACAAAGAGGAGUUGAAGCAAUUGGAUAUGAAAUUGGUGUUGCAAUUGGAUCAAAAAGUGGCGGACCAACAGGGUAUACUGGAGAAGGCUGGAGUACCAGGAUUUUAUGUGACUAACAAUCCUAUGGAGAUUCAAGUCCAAAUGAGGCUGUGCGACUUUAUAAUUAGGCUCAGCAAGAUGGAUAUACCAACUUGAGAUGGAUAUAUAGUUCUGUUUUUCUUGUACAACACCUAUUUAUUUAUCAUCAUUUCUCUCAUAGUAAGCAUUUAUUAUGUUUUGUCAUUACCAUUUAUGAUCAUUCUUUAUAUUAUUAAGUUUUGAGGAGAAAAGAUGUGUUGUAAAAAGAUUUAUUAUAAAAUACUUUAUUUAAAUCAAGCUCUCCUUUGUAUACAAUAAAAUUUCAUAUUUUGUCAUAUUAUUAGAUUUACUAUAUUAAGAUUUACAGCCAUCAACUUAGUAUAAAUAAAU
Nylanderia fulva is the source of this 1289-nucleotide messenger RNA. It is a transcript of the gene gdl, whose product is annotated as gonadal protein gdl. The record is from RefSeq and is a predicted model, not a curated record. NCBI's taxonomy places the organism in Eukaryota, Metazoa, Arthropoda, Insecta, Hymenoptera, Formicidae.